Messenger RNA from Tachyglossus aculeatus (Australian echidna), 2192 nucleotides. It is a transcript of the gene TPK1, whose product is annotated as thiamin pyrophosphokinase 1. The transcript is spliced from 9 exons. Gene Ontology annotation, molecular function: thiamine binding; thiamine diphosphokinase activity; ATP binding. The coding region runs from base 86 to 817 and encodes 243 amino acids. The record is from RefSeq and is a predicted model, not a curated record. Gene Ontology annotation, biological process: thiamine metabolic process; thiamine diphosphate biosynthetic process. Lineage: Eukaryota; Metazoa; Chordata; Mammalia; Monotremata; Tachyglossidae.
GGAGAGAGAAGGCUCCCAGAAGGCUCCGCGGCGCGGCGAGGGCGCCCCCUUCCCAACUGGGCAGCCCAGAGACUCGUAGUCCGAUAUGGAGAAGACGUUUACUCCGCUGGAAUGCUUGCUUCCUUCUGGUCACCUGAGGUUUUGCCUUUUGAUUCUUAACCAGCCUUUGGAUAGAGAUCAUCUUCAUCAUUUGUGGAGCAAAGCCCUGUUGAAAGCCUGUGCAGAUGGAGGGGCAAAUCGUUUGCAUCAAAUCACCGACGGAAAGCAAGAGAGCUUCUUGCCUGAUUACAUCAGUGGAGACUUUGAUUCUAUUAGUCCCGAAGUCAUGGAGUACUACAAGGUCAAGGGAUGUGAGUUAAUUGAGACUGCUGAUCAAAACUUCACGGACUUCACUAAGUGUUUAAAAGUGCUCCUGGAGAAGAUAAGAGAAAGGGACCUGCAGGUUGAUAUGAUUGUGACAUUGGGCGGACUCGGAGGACGUUUCGACCAGAUUAUGGCUUCCGUGGAGACCCUCUUUCAUGCGGCCAGCCUCACCUCAUUGCCUGUUGUCGUGAUCCAAGAAGACUCCCUCAUCUACCUGCUUCAGCCAGGGAAGCACAGACUGCACGUUAACACUGGAUUGGAAGGGGAAUGGUGUGGCCUCAUUCCAGUUGGAUUUCCUUGCCAUGUGACCACCACAGGACUCAAGUGGAACCUCACUAACAGUGAGCUCAAGUUCGGAACGCUGGUCAGCACUUCCAAUACCUACGAUGGAUCUGGCGGCGUAACUGUGGAAACAGAUCACCCCCUCAUCUGGACCAUGGGCAUCCAAAAAUGACAGACGGGAAGCCUACAGCUCCGCGUUGGCCUUUGCCAGCGUCAGAAAGGAAAUGCGCCGAUGUUUGCAAACGAAAAGAUUGGACUGGGUUAUAGCACGAUACUCCCAAAGGUUGGGGGCGAUAGGACUAAUUUUUAGAAAUCUCAGAGUAAAUUUUAAAGGGAGGGUUUAAAUGACUAUUUUUCAAAGACAAGCAGAGGGGAAAAAGAAUCAAUGCGAAAGUGAUGGUUAAGGAUUCUGUCAGUAGGUGGAUCAGUUAGCUUCAUUUGAGCAGCCAUAAAAACCCACCUCGCUGCCGUGUCUUAACUUUAGGAAUGCUACCACUGGACUUUCCCAUUUUUAUAUGCCUUAAAGCCUUAGUGCGCAACUUGAAACUCCCAGUGUGCUACUCUAGGGAAUACCCAGGCUCACUUGAGAACUGCUCACCAAGUUUCAAGUUGACUGAGCCAUCACCAACCACCACUACCUCCUUCUACCUCUCCGUCUCGCCUCCUAAGUCGACUUUGGGAGAUAGAAUUUUAAGUGGGCACAAUCUCAUCGAUAUUUUACCACGUUAAAAGUAGCUUCUGGCCACCCACCCCCAUCUCCCGUCAAAAAACGAUCCCAGGCCUACCAUUUAACUAGAGGAGUUGUAAUAACCAACCAGCCAGAGAGCUGAUAUUACACGCACCCAGGGUCAUCACGAGCUUCCCAUCUUACCUCAGUCGCUGGGGCCCAAUGUUGCCAGUUAAAAAUUCGAUCACAAGUUGUCCAGAUCGGUUGGCACUUGGGCCAAAGGACCCAGCAGAGCGAGGGGAGGUCUCGCCAAUAUUGACGGCUCCCAACAGACCAACAGGCUGCUAAACAACGUGGAGUGGGUAAGGACUAGAAGGUGUCAAAAAAUGUAGGUUCUCCACAAAUCCCUCUCCAAGGGAAUGAAUUGAAUGCCCACAUCUUACUGAAAAUGCUAUUAUGUUACGGACGUUGGCCACUCGCUCGCUGUCGGUGCCCUGGAGUUAUGAAAUGGUUUCCUGCUACAUGACCACUAUCAGUAUAAUAAAGCUCUGCAAUUAAUUUUUAAUAAAAACGGCUCCAAUUGGUUGUCACCAGGUUAUAAACACCUGAUCUGCAUUGCUGAAGAAAAGCCCUGCAUCCUAACAGGAGGUUAUUUGCCUCUCUACUAAACAGAAGGAUGGCAGGCGGCAGUGAGAGCACCCGGACCCGUCCCGAGGAGCUAACAGUGUGUCCGGUGUCACUUCUGAACCAGUAUGUCAUUUUGGAAGUCUUGUCGCUACUAAUGGUUUGGAAUAAAUGUACUUUGAUGUUUUUGUGCCAUUUUACAGAUGAACCACAAUGAAAAUGUGCUUUCCAAAUAAAACAUAUUUUUUCUUCCAUA